Messenger RNA from Canis lupus familiaris (dog), 2643 nucleotides. It is a transcript of the gene GALC, whose product is annotated as galactosylceramidase. The record is from RefSeq and is marked provisional. Gene Ontology annotation, cellular component: lysosome. Gene Ontology annotation, molecular function: galactosylceramidase activity. Gene Ontology annotation, biological process: galactosylceramide catabolic process. NCBI's taxonomy places the organism in Eukaryota, Metazoa, Chordata, Mammalia, Carnivora, Canidae.
AUGACGGCCGCCGCGGGUUCGGCGGGCCACGCCGCGGUGCCCCUACUGCUGUGCGCGCUGCUGGUGCCCGGCGGCGCGUACGUGCUGGACGACUCCGACGGGCUGGGCCGGGAGUUCGACGGCGUCGGGGCAGUCAGCGGCGGCGGGGCAACCUCCCGACUUCUAGUAAAUUAUCCAGAGCCCUAUCGUUCUCAAAUAUUGGAUUAUCUCUUUAAGCCAAACUUUGGUGCCUCUUUGCAUAUUCUAAAAGUCGAAAUAGGUGGUGAUGGGCAGACAACAGAUGGUACUGAACCCUCCCACAUGCACUAUGCAUUAGAUGAGAAUUUUUUCCGAGGAUAUGAGUGGUGGUUAAUGAAGGAAGCUAAGAAGCGGAACCCUAAUAUUAUACUCAUGGGGUUGCCAUGGUCAUUUCCUGGAUGGAUAGGAAAAGGUUUCAACUGGCCUUACGUGAAUCUUCAGCUGACUGCCUACUAUAUCAUGACCUGGAUUGUGGGUGCCAAGCAUUAUCAUGAUUUGGACAUUGAUUAUAUCGGGAUUUGGAAUGAGAGGUCAUUUGACAUCAAUUAUAUCAAGGUGUUAAGAAGAAUGCUGAACUAUCAAGGUCUUGAUCGAGUGAAAAUCAUAGCGAGUGACAAUCUCUGGGAGCCCAUUUCUGCUUCUAUGUUGCUUGACUCUGAGCUUUUGAAAGUGAUUGAUGUUAUAGGAGCUCAUUAUCCUGGGACCCAUACAGUAAAGGAUGCGAAGUUGACUAAGAAGAAACUUUGGUCUUCUGAAGAUUUUAGCACUUUAAAUAGUGAUGUGGGUGCAGGCUGCUUGGGCCGCAUAUUGAACCAGAAUUAUGUCAAUGGCUACAUGACUGCCACAAUUGCUUGGAAUUUGGUGGCUAGUUACUAUGAACAGUUGCCUUAUGGACGAUGUGGAUUGAUGACUGCUCAGGAGCCAUGGAGUGGGCACUAUGUAGUAGAGUCUCCUAUCUGGGUAUCAGCUCAUACCACUCAGUUUACCCAACCAGGUUGGUAUUACCUGAAGACAGUUGGUCAUUUAGAAAAAGGAGGAAGCUACGUGGCCCUGACAGAUGGCUUAGGUAACCUCACCAUCAUCGUUGAAACUAUGAGCCAUAAACAGUCUGCUUGUAUAAGGCCGUUUCUGCCUUACUUCAACGUGUCACGUCAGUUCGCUACCUUUGUUCUUAAGGGUUCUUUUAGUGAAAUACCAGAGCUACAGGUGUGGUAUACGAAGCUUGGAAAACCAUCUGAGAGAUAUCUUUUUAAACAACUGGAUUCUCUAUGGCUCCUCGACAGCAGCAGCACUUUCACCCUGGAGCUUCAGGAGGAUGAGAUCUUCACACUCACCACUCUCACUGUGGGGAGCAAGGGUAGCUACCCGCUGCCUCCCAAGUCCGAGCCUUUCCCGCAAAUUUAUGAAGAUGAUUUCGAUGUUGAUUACCCAUUUUUUAGUGAAGCUCCGAAUUUCGCUGAUCAGACUGGCGUCUUUGAAUACUUUACGAACAUUGAAGACCCUGGAGAGCAUCGUUUCACACUGCGCCAAGUUCUCAAUCAGCGGCCCAUUACUUGGGCUGCUGAUGCAUACAAUACCGUCAGUAUUAUAGGAGAUUACAAAUGGUCCAAUCUGACUGUAAGGUGUGAUGUUUACAUAGAGACUCCUGAGAAGGGAGGCGUGUUCAUUGCCGGAAGAGUAAAUAAAGGUGGUAUCCUGAUUAGAAGUGCCAGAGGAAUUUUCUUCUGGAUUUUUGCAAAUGGAACCUACAGAGUUACAGGUGAUCUAGCUGGAUGGGUCAUAUAUGCUUUAGGACGUGUUGACGUUACAGCAAAAAAAUGGUAUACGCUCACGUUAAUUAUUAAGGGCCGGCUGUCCUCUGGCAUGCUGAACGGCAAGACUGUCUGGAAGAACAUCUCUGUGAGUUUUCCGAAGAACGGCUGGGCCGCCAUUGGAACUCACUCCUUUGAAUUUGCACAGUUUGACAACUUUCAUGUGGAAGCCACGAGAUAAUAUUCACAGAGUACCCUAGAGCCACUCUUUGGAUUUUCUUUCUUUCUUUUUGGUUUUGAUUCAGAGCCAAUUCUUUUGGUGGAUCAAUGUGUGAGCCUCUUGGAGGCCAACAAUAGUGAAGAGUAAAUGGGGAGAGAACUAUAUCUUUGUUUGAUCUUCUGGAAGAUAUUCUUAGAAGUAAUGCCCAGGGGAACCAGAUGGAUCUUAAAGAUUACCCGAUAUGUCCCCUAGAAUUCAAGCUGUGCAGUGGUCCUAUUGUUAGAAGAGUGGUUUGGGUGGUUCCCACCUCGAAGCCUUGGCAUUCAUGCUGAGAUGGCUCUCUUCCUCGUACGUGCAAGGGAUUGUGCUGACUGCAGGAACUUGAUCAUCACAGGAACGGACUGUGUGACUGAGUGAGCAGAUGGCCUCAUCCCGAGGUAAUGCCACACUAUAGGGAGCUGAAGAACACUGGAAGUGCUGCUUUUUGAAAACCACUUAAACACAAUAAUCUUACACUCUAGAGAGUAUUUUUUCUUUUCCUUUAUAUGAUGAUGCUUUUAAAUUAUAAAUAUGAUGAGUGGAUGAUUUAGAAAAUGCCUCAUUAAUAAACUACCUCUCAAGCUAUUUCUGCAGUAAUAAAUAUGAGCAGAUUAA